UCAUUAAAAUUCAUCAUGAAUCAUUCUAAUUUUAAUUUUUAUGAUGCUUUUGAUUUUGAUGAUGACACUCCUGUGUUGGCUUUUCAAGUUACUACUGUUGUGGUUGCUGAAGAAGAAUCGAAUAAUCAAGGGCGGAGAAUAGGGUAUCGUGACUCUAUUCUUGGUCACAAUAUUGUCAAUCAUAAUAGAAAGGAAGAUCUUAAUGAUGAAUAUCUUCAAAUUAGAGAAACCACUGCGAUAGAAAGUUUUAGAGCUUUCGUCAAAACAAUCGUAGAAGUUUUUGGUGAUUGGUAUCUAAGGGUACCAAACAAGGCCGAUAUUAGUCGAUUAUUAUCAAUUGGAGAGUAG
Populus euphratica (Euphrates poplar) is the source of this 348-nucleotide messenger RNA. RefSeq lists its product as uncharacterized. The transcript is spliced from 2 exons. Bases 16 to 348 code for a protein of 110 amino acids. NCBI's taxonomy places the organism in Eukaryota, Viridiplantae, Streptophyta, Magnoliopsida, Malpighiales, Salicaceae. The record is from RefSeq and is a predicted model, not a curated record.